Messenger RNA from Nematolebias whitei (Rio pearlfish), 4070 nucleotides. Its product is annotated as calcium-activated potassium channel subunit alpha-1. The record is from RefSeq and is a predicted model, not a curated record. Gene Ontology annotation, cellular component: postsynaptic membrane. The transcript has 31 exons. Bases 43 to 3690 code for a protein of 1215 amino acids. Gene Ontology annotation, molecular function: large conductance calcium-activated potassium channel activity. NCBI's taxonomy places the organism in Eukaryota, Metazoa, Chordata, Actinopteri, Cyprinodontiformes, Rivulidae. Gene Ontology annotation, biological process: potassium ion transport; transmembrane transport.
GACUCUUCGUUUCUGCUCCAGGGGCUGACCAGAAAGUCCACAAUGGCGAAAAACCGAGAGAAAUUCAUCCCGGACUCGCCGAUCCACAUACCCAGACCGAGUUUCUUCAUCCCGUCGUCGCCCGACAUGCCCUGCGACAGCCAGCGCAUGUGGUGGGCUUUCCUCGCCUCCUCCAUGGUCACUUUCUUUGGGGGGCUCUUCAUAAUCCUGCUGUGGAGGACCCUCAAAUAUCUGUGGACCGUGUGCUGCCACUGCAACUCCAAAAAGAAGGAGGCCCACCGCAUCACCACAGGUGACGGCAUUAAGCGUGCGGACAAAGAUGACGCCAUGGCAAGCGAAGUGGGCUGGAUGACCUCGGUGAAGGACUGGGCCGGAGUCAUGAUAUCCGCUCAGACGCUGACAGGAAGAGUCCUGGUGGUGCUCGUAUUUGCACUCAGUAUUGGAGCCCUUGUAAUAUACUUCAUCGAUUCUUCAAAGCCCAUUGAGUCCUGCCAGUACUUCUACAAAGACUACACUCUGCAGAUCGACAUGGCAUUCAACGUGUUCUUCUUGCUUUACUUCGGCCUGCGUUUCAUUGCUGCUAAUGACAAGCUGUGGUUCUGGCUGGAGGUGAACUCGGUGGUGGACUUCUUCACCGUUCCCCCAGUGUUUGUUUCCGUGUACCUGAACAGGAGCUGGCUGGGUUUGAGGUUUUUAAGGGCCUUAAGGCUGAUACAGUUCUCAGAAAUUUUACAGUUUUUGAACAUACUAAAAACAAGCAACUCGAUUAAACUGGUCAACUUGUGUUCGAUCUUCAUAAGCACAUGGCUAACGGCAGCCGGGUUCAUCCAUUUGGUGGAAAACUCAGGGGAUCCUUGGGAAAACUUCCAAAAUUCCCAAGCGCUUUCCUACUGGGAAUGUGUCUACUUGCUAAUGGUGACCAUGUCCACUGUGGGCUACGGAGACGUUUAUGCAAAAACAACCCUUGGCCGCUUGUUUAUGGUCUUCUUUAUCCUUGGUGGUUUGGCCAUGUUUGCAAGCUACGUCCCUGAAAUCAUAGAGUUAAUAGGAAACCGCAAGAAAUACGGUGGUUCCUAUAGUGCGGUUAAUGGGAGAAAGCACAUUGUGGUCUGCGGUCAUAUAACACUGGAGAGUGUGUCAAACUUCCUAAAAGACUUCCUACACAAGGACAGGGACGAUGUCAAUGUAGAAAUUGUUUUUCUCCAUAAUAUUUCCCCUAAUCUUGAGCUGGAAGCCUUGUUCAAGCGUCAUUUCACCCAAGUAGAGUUUUACCAAGGAUCUGUCCUAAACCCACAUGACCUGGCCAGAGUCAAGAUUGAAUCAGCUGAUGCGUGCCUGAUCUUAGCCAACAAAUACUGUGCUGACCCCGAUGCUGAGGAUGCUUCCAACAUUAUGAGGGUGAUAUCUAUCAAGAACUACCAUCCAAAGAUCAGAAUAAUCACCCAGAUGUUGCAGUACCACAAUAAGGCCCACCUUUUGAACAUCCCCAGCUGGAACUGGAAGGAGGGAGAUGAUGCUAUUUGCCUUGCAGAGCUGAAGCUUGGGUUCAUCGCCCAGAGCUGCCUGGCUCAGGGCCUCUCCACCAUGCUGGCCAACCUGUUCUCCAUGAGGUCCUUUAUCAAGAUUGAAGAGGACACGUGGCAGAAGUAUUACCUUGAAGGAGUAGCCAAUGAGAUGUACACCGAGUACCUUUCAAGUGCCUUUGUGGGUUUAUCCUUCCCGGUAAUUUGCGAACUCUGCUACGUGAAGCUCAAAUUGCUCCUGAUAGCCAUAGAGUACAAGUCGGACCAACGGGAGAGCAGCACGCUGAUCAACCCUGGCAACCAUGUGAAAAUGCAGGAGGGGACGUUGGGCUUCUUCAUUGCAAGCGACGCCAAAGAAGUAAAGAGAGCGCUGUUUUACUGCAAGGCCUGUCACGAUGACAUAACCGACCCCAAAAGAAUAAAGAAAUGUGGAUGCAAGAAAUCUAAAAAUAGCUAUAACGGAUAUAUCAAAUCAAUUGAAGAGGACCAACAGUCUGCGCUCUCUCCCAAAAAGAAGCAACGCAAUGGCGGCAUGAGAAAUUCCCCAAACUCCUCACCCAAGAUAAUGAGACACGACCCGCUCCUCAUCCCAAGCAGCGAGCAGAUUGAGAGCAUGGACGAGAACGUAAAGAAAUAUGACUCAACAGGGAUGUUUCACUGGUGCCCGUCCAAAGACAUCGAGAAGGUCAUUCUGACCCGAAGUGAAGCAGCCAUGACUGUUCUGAGCGGACAUGUGGUCGUGUGCAUAUUUGGAGAUGUAAAAUCGGCACUGAUCGGUCUCCGUAACUUUGUAAUGCCUCUGAGAGCGAGCAACUUCCACUACCACGAGCUGAAACACAUCGUGUUUGUCGGUUCCCUCGAGUAUCUGAAGAGAGAGUGGGAAACUCUACACAAUUUCCCAAAAGUAUCCAUCCUACCUGGUACGCCGCUGAGCAGAGCAGAUCUGAGGGCUGUCAACAUAAACCUCUGCGACAUGUGUGUCAUCCUGUCAGCCAAUCAGAACAAUAUUGACGAUGCAUCGCUGCAGGACAAAGAGUGCAUCUUGGCAUCGCUCAACAUCAAAUCCAUGCAGUUUGACGACAGCAUUGGGGUCUUGCAGGCCAAUUCUCAAGGUUUCACACCACCGGGGAUGGAUAGGUCUUCUCCUGAGAACAGCCCAGUCCAUGGAUUAGUAAGGCAGACCUCCGUCACAACUGGAGCAAACAUUCCCAUCAUAACAGAACUAGCACCGUUAGCAAAGCAAGGCAAAAAAGUGCCUGCGAUUUCAUUCAGUCAGGAUAAAAGCAGUGGGACCAGCAUACAAAUGAUAACCGAGCUGGUUAAUGACUCCAACGUUCAGUUCCUGGACCAAGACGACGACGACGACCCAGAUACGGAGUUAUACCUCACUCAGCCGUUUGCCUGUGGAACGGCAUUCGCAGUCAGUGUGCUGGACUCUUUAAUGAGCGCUACAUACUUCAAUGAUAACAUCCUCACCUUGAUCCGGACGUUGGUAACAGGCGGGGCAACGCCAGAGCUUGAGGGGCUACUGGCCGAGGAAAAUGCAUUACGUGGUGGCUACAGCACGCCACAGACUCUGGCGAACAGGGACAGGUGUCGUGUGGCACAGCUGGCCUUGUAUGACGGGCCCUUUGCUGACCUCGGGGAUGGUGGUUGUUAUGGUGACCUGUUCUGUAAAGCCCUGAAAACAUACAACAUGUUGUGUUUCGGCAUCUAUCGAUUGCGAGAUGCACAUCUAAACACACAAAGCCAGUGCACCAAACGGUAUGUCAUAACCAAUCCACCGUAUGCAUUUGAGCUGGUGCCCUCUGACCUGAUAUUCUGCCUGAUGCAGUUUGACCAUAACGCCGGCCAGUCUUGGACCAGCCUUUCACACUCAUCUCAUUCUUCACAUUCUUCGAGCAAAAAAAGCUCCUCCGUCCACUCUAUCACAACUGCAAACCGAACCAAUCGUACCAAAAGCAGGGACUCGCGAGACAAACAAAAUGCAACAAGGAUCAAUAGAGUUGGGCAAGAAAAGACAUGGUUUAUAGAUGAGCCAGAGAAAACCCACCUGAGGACCCUGCAGAUCAAUCCUGUGAAUACUCUCGCCAUCAACCAAGUUGGUCAGAAACAACCCACGAGCAGCUUGAUUCAGCCCAUCAGAGAAGCGGAGGACGAGUGCUGACAGCUGGACCCGGGACUCCCAGAGAGGACUGGCUGUGUAAGGCUGUCAGCCUGGAACUCGGGACAUCUCAUCUGCAAACAUAAAUCAUCACACUUUAAACGAAACAAGAACUGCUUUCUCCUUUUUUUCCCACUUCAGCUGCAAAUUCAUAUGAGGUUUUUUUAUUUUAUUUUUUCAAAACAUGACAAUCAGUCAAAUGUUGCCACCAGUCAGCUAUAGUUUGCACAAUCAGUUUGUAAAAGUGACCAGUCUCUUCCUCUAUUAUUCACUUCAGAGUUAUGUAACAAACUAUAAGAGGACCAGAGCGUAAUACCUUCAUUACUAGACAUUUCAAACUACCGUAAUUUCCGGACUAUUGAGCGCACCUGAAUAUAAGCCAC